AUGUUGAUCAGUCAUUUUCUUGCAACUGCUCUUUGUAUUGUACUUGUAUGGGCUAAGUCCAUUCCCAGCAAGGACAUCAAGCCAAAUGUCUUCAUUUUAACUGAUAUCUCCAAUGAACCCGACGAUGCAGAGAGUCUAGUCCGGAUGUUACUGUACUCAAACGAAAUCAACGUUUCUGGAAUUGUUGCUACAACAUCAUACUGGCUCAAUGACACUAUACAUGACGAGGACAUUUAUCCAAUCUUGAAUGCAUAUGAGAAAGUGCACCCCAACCUGUUAAAGCAUUCUCCAAGUUAUCCACCCGCUUCUUACUUUCGCAAAAUAGUAAGUACUGGAUAUCCUGUUUACGGAUUGGCUGCAUUGAAGUAUGAAAAAAUUAGCACAGGAGCAUCAAAGUUGAUCGAGGCCGUAGACAAGACUUCGCCAGACGAAACUAUUUGGAUUUUAGUCUGGGGUGGUGCAGGAGUUUUGGCUGAAAGUUUGAACGAGAUUUCCAAGACGAGAUCCACAGAAGAGGUUGAAAAUUUCAUCAAAAAAUUGAGAGUGUACUCUAUUUCUGACCAGGAUGAUGCAGGGGUUUGGAUCAGGUAUAGAUAUCCUGCUAUAUUCUAUAUUUCGUCGUCUCAUGGUUUCAAUCAAUACUCACUAUCGACGUGGGUCGGCAUAUCAGGUGAGAGCUACAACAGGUUUGAGGAGGGUGGACCAGACUCAUCCUACGUCGCAAAGGACUGGUUGUCGAAGUACAUCAGGCAUGCUAGUCCUCUAGGAGAGGCCUAUCCGGAGUAUAUGUUUAUCAUGGAAGGGGACACACCUUCCCUCCUGCAUGUGUUGCCUAAUGGACUAAACGACCCAGAGUCACCAAAACAUGGAGGCUGGGGUGGAAGGUACGACCUGAUUGACAUAUCAGGUCAAAUAAAUCAUUACGCUGACGUGACCGAUGAUGUAUUGGGUAAAGAUGGUAAAUGGCACUGCAGCAAUAAAGCUACAAUCUGGAGAUGGCGAGACGCAUAUCAAAACGACUUUGCAGGUAGGAUGCAAUGGACAGUAAAAUCAUUCAACGAUGCGAAUCAUGCUCCGAUUGUGAUUGUCAACGGGUCGGACUCUGCCACUCCUCUGGAGCUUAAAGUAGAAGCUGGGACCACAGUGUAUUUGGAUGCCUCUGCAACGUAUGAUUUGGAUAAGAAGGACAAAUUGGAGUUCCGCUGGUUUCAUUACAGGGACGUGACAGCUACAAAUUCAAAUACCUUCAAAGAAGUGCCUGAAAUUGCUGUAUCAGGGAACACAACUAAAGUCGUUUCGUUCAAAGUCCCCGAGUUUGAGAAGGCCUGUAUCCACCAUUUUGGAAGAUACAAAGGAGCUGAUCAUUGCAAGUCUUAUCAUAUUAUAUUGGAGGUUACAGACUCUGGUAGUCCACCAAUGAGAGGUUACAAAAGAGUCAUCCUGCGUACUCAUCCUUCUUUUUCUGAUCAGAAGUCUCGUGAAGAGCCAGCAGGGCAUGACGAGCUAUGA
Kuraishia capsulata CBS 1993 is the source of this 1509-nucleotide messenger RNA. RefSeq lists its product as uncharacterized. The record is from RefSeq and is a predicted model, not a curated record. NCBI's taxonomy places the organism in Eukaryota, Fungi, Ascomycota, Pichiomycetes, Pichiales, Pichiaceae. The transcript has a single exon. Gene Ontology annotation, molecular function: hydrolase activity, hydrolyzing N-glycosyl compounds. The coding region runs from base 1 to 1509 and encodes 502 amino acids.